AUGAAAAAAAAUUAAUAUCAAAUAAAGGUGACAUAAGAUAGUACACCUUCAAUUGAGAAUAUUACAUAAUAAGAUUUCUUAUCAAGUAUCAGAAGAUAAGACACUCCAAGAAAAUCAAAAGUUAGAUUCGCCAAGGAUCCUUUAGAAAAUGAAUGCCCAUUAGAGUAACCAAAUCCAUUUCUGUUCAAUGAAUAAUUGAAACUUAGCUUUAGGGAUUAUUUAGAAGGAUAAAAAACUGCUCUGAACUUAGUUAACGAAUGUAAUCAUGUUAUUGGUCAGACUCAUAAAAUGGAUCAAUUUAAACUAUUUUAAAAUGUAAAUAGAUUUCGAACUUAAUUGAAACAAAGAUCAUCAAUCAGAAUGUUUAUGUUAUAAUAAAAUUCAUAUGCUGAUGAUCUUCUACAACGUAAGAUCAAAGUUUAAGAAAGAUAUAAUAAAAUUAAAUAAUUAAUUUAAUAAAAAAUGAAAUCAAAGAAUAAAAAUGAUUCUUUAAGAGAUGUUUAAAUGUUUAAACAUUUAUUUGAUACAUGUGAAAAGAAUGUAAAUAAAAUCAAAUCUAAAAAUUUAUUAUCUGAAAAAGCAGAUGGAAUAAGAGAAUAUGAUUAAAUAAAAUAUUAAAAAAAUCCUACAGGAUCACUUAGGGUUAGAGUUAAUACUUGUAAUUAAUAAGUUAAUAAUUAAAUAAGAGUGAAAACUCUACCAUAAUAAUCUACAUUACAUUAGACUAUGAAAAAAGAAAGAGAAAAAAUGAAUGCUAAAUUAACAGAGUUUUUAGAACAUGAUUAAAAUUAAGAAAGGAAUUUAUAAAUUAAAGCAAGAAAAAAUUUAAUAAGAGAUUUAAAAAAAGGAAACAAAAGAUUUCAUUCUUUUGAACCAAAUUAAUAUAAUUUAACAGAUCCACUCAGUAAAGAUGUCAAAUUAUAUGCUUAUAUGUUUAUGAAACCAAAUACUGAUGAUCCAAUCUUAAAACCAUCAAAUCAUUUAAAUGUACUAUCUCUAAGUACUAGAACUUAAAAGAAUUUAAAUAGACAUUAUUUAGCUAAUUUCAAUGAAUAACUUUCACAUUCUCGAGAUCAAAGUUUAGAUGAAGAUUCAUCAUUUAAUUCUAUGUUAGAAAUCAAUAUUGAUAAUUUAUAUAAAAGAAGUGCUGAUCUUUAAAGUAAGAUUUUGAAUACUAAAUCUGAAAAAUUGGUUAGAAGAAUAAGAUAAUUUUAGAAAGUUAAAUAAUUGACUACAUAAAUAAUUAAAGUUAAUGAAUUAAAACUCUCGAAUAUUAAAUUAUUAUGA
Paramecium pentaurelia is the source of this 1287-nucleotide messenger RNA. Lineage: Eukaryota; Ciliophora; Oligohymenophorea; Peniculida; Parameciidae. The record is from the annotation of a GenBank genome assembly.